This is a messenger RNA of Hippocampus zosterae (dwarf seahorse), 5524 nucleotides long. Its product is annotated as cGMP-inhibited 3',5'-cyclic phosphodiesterase 3A-like. Lineage: Eukaryota; Metazoa; Chordata; Actinopteri; Syngnathiformes; Syngnathidae. The record is from RefSeq and is a predicted model, not a curated record. Gene Ontology annotation, molecular function: 3',5'-cyclic-AMP phosphodiesterase activity. The transcript has 14 exons. Gene Ontology annotation, cellular component: cytosol. The coding region runs from base 216 to 3278 and encodes 1020 amino acids. Gene Ontology annotation, biological process: oocyte maturation; positive regulation of oocyte development.
CACGGGAGCCUGUUUUGUGCCACAAAGGAGGACAGAUUUCAGAUCCACGCGUUUUAUCUCCACACCAUCUGACGCACACCACUGUUCAGAAGAAACUAAGAGAGAAUGGGGCGUCCCGUAUCGGUGGGUGCCAGUGCGUAACGACCUUUUCCCCCCUCCUCGCUCCUGCAAUAAAUCUGUUUGUUCAUCGGCGUCCUGCGAGCACAGCACCGUAGAUGCACUACGGGCUCGCACCCCCGCCCACCCCAUUUCCUGUGGCCAUGCCUGCACAUUUGGAGCGGACGCGCGCGGCAGAGAAAGGCUCCGCCGGCGUAGCGAUCCGCAACGGUUACGCGCAAGCACGCAUCGUCCCACCGAGCCGCGACGCACAGCGCGCGUCGUCGUGGGUGAGGCCGGCGUGGACCCGCGCGCGGACUUGCGUCGGAGUGGGCUGCUCGGCGUGUGCGCUAGUACUGGCCGCGCCGCUGAGGUGCGCACAGUGUUGGAACUGUGAGCCGCGCGCAUUCCCGCAGCCGCAGUCGUGCAGUCACUCGCUCGCGGGCUGCCUCGCCGAGCUGCUGCUCGCUUGCUGGGCCGCCCUCUCGCCCUUCCUCAGCCUCCUGUGCGCCUUCUUCUGGCUCGGCGUCUACCUGAUUCGCUGCGGAGUGCUGCUCCCAAGCGCCCUCUCGCUCCUCACGGCGUUCCACCUGGCGGAAGCGGCUGCGUGGAGCCUCCCGGGCGGCCCGCAUGAAGUAGCCGCUGCGCUGGUGCUCGCGUGCGCGGCCGGCGGCGCACUGAUGCUAGCGCGCCUGGACCGGGGCACGUCCGUGGUCGUGGUCGUCAGCGUGGUGCGCGCCGUCUCCCUCUUGUCGCUGCGCAAGCUUCGUCCCGCUUGGAGGCCGUACGUGGCGUACCUGCUGGGGGUCGUGGGCAUCCUCCUGGCGAGGUAUGCUGACAGGCUCCUCGCCGGCCAAGGGACACUCGAGGAGGGCUGCACCCCCGUGACUGGAGCCAAGGGAGACGUCCCCGCAUUCAAAAGGCGCAGGAGGUCCAGUUCGGUGAUAUCCACAAACAUGGCACAUAGUCAGUCCAACAGCAAGUCACAUCGCAGGACCUCUCUGCCAUGCAUCCAGAGGGACCAGAUACUCGCCCGCUCAGACUGGGAACACAAAAGAGGCUCCCGAGGAUCGCAGUCAUCAGGCACCAGUGUCAUGGUGGACAUCGCAGUGAUGGGAGAAGCGCAUGGACUGAUCACAGACCUGCUGGCUGACCCCUCACUGCCCUCCAACACCUGCACCUCACUCCGGGCUGUCAGCAGCCUGCUCACCACCCAGCUCACCUUCCAGCCCUUGCACCGGCCACGCCCCGCUCCCCUGCUUAACCCCUUCGAUGCCUACGUCUACUCCGACUCCGAGGAGGGACCCGAGAAGGGAGAGAAGACGUCCAUCCAUAAGCGUCUGAGGCGGAGUCUCCACCCGGGUCUCCUGAGGAGGAUCUCCUCCACGUGGACCACCACCACCUCCGCCACAGGCCUGCCCACAAUUGAGCCAGGACCUGUGCGAAGGGACCGCAGCACCAGCAUCAAACCCUACCACGAAACACUCACGUGCAGUUGUGGACGACCAUACAACAGACUGAGCCACGGGGAGGGCUCAAUAGACAAGGGAGACAGGAUACCACGCUCAGUAACAGCUGAGGAUCAAGUAGUCGUGUCAUCAGACUAUGACAGCACCCACGAAGCCAACCACAGUGACAGCAGUGAUGUAGCACACGCGGAGGAGGACACAGAAGAAGGAAAAAAACCCUCCCAGAAUGUCAUUCUCCACCCGCUAAUACCUCCUGAGGACAAACCCAUUCUGGCCCCAGAGCCGCUAUUAAUGGAAGAUUUAGAGCCUAUGAUGGGUCAGCUCAACAAUUGGAACUUUCCUAUCUUCGCCUUGAUGGAGAAGACUAACGGCAAAUGUGGACGAAUCCUAAGUCAGGUCUCUUACAGGCUUUUUGAGGACACUGGUUUGUUUCAGACCUUCAAGAUUCCGAUCCAAGAAUUCAUGAACUACUUCCAUGCCCUUGAGAAUGGUUAUAGAGACAUCCCAUAUCACAAUCGGGUGCACGCCACAGAUGUGCUCCAUGCAGUCUGGUACCUCACCACACAACCGGUUCCGGGUCUACCCAACUUCAUUGCUGACCACAGCUCUGCAAGUGACUCAGACUCCGACAGUGGAAUAACUCACAGUCAUAUGGGCUUCCUGGUGUCAAAGACAUACACUGUGUCAGAGAACGGUUAUGGCUGCUUAUCUGGCCUCAUACCGGCUCUGGAGCUUAUGGCUCUCUACGUGGCUGCUGCCAUGCACGACUACGACCACCCCGGGCGGACCAACGCUUUUCUCGUGGCUACCAGCGCCCCACAGGCGGUGCUCUACAAUGACCGUUCGGUUCUGGAAAACCACCACGCUGCCUCAGCCUGGAACCUCUUGUUGUCCCGACCGGAGUUCAACUUCCUCGUCAACUUGGAUCACAGGGAGUUCAAGCGAUUCCGUUUCCUGGUCAUUGAGGCCAUACUGGCCACAGAUUUGAAGAAGCACUUUGAUUUUCUUGCAGAGUUUAAUGCAAAGGUGGGGGAUGAUCCAUCAUCAGGCAUCGAUUGGACCAAUGAGAAUGACAGGUUGCUGGUCUGCCAGAUGUGCAUAAAGCUGGCUGACAUCAACGGGCCACUAAAGUGUAAGGACCUCCAUCUACAGUGGACAGAGGGCAUUGUCAAUGAGUUCUAUGAACAGGGUGAUGAAGAGGCCAAUCUGGGCCUCCCCAUCAGCCCCUUCAUGGACCGAGCCGCACCGCAGUUGGCCAAACUCCAAGAGUCAUUCAUCACGCACAUCGUGGGACCCUUGUGCAAUUCUUACGACUCGGCUUGCCUAAUGCCGGGACGGUGGGUGGAACCUAAGACGGAUGCCGAGGAGCCUGAAAGCACAGAGAACGAGGAGGAGGAGGAGGAGGAAGACACGGCAGAGGAAGACACAUCCACCGGCUCGGAGUCAUCACAGAAAACAGCAAAGAAGAGGAGGCAAGUGUUCUGUCAGAUCACCCAUCACUUGCUGGAGAACCACGAGAUGUGGAAGAAAGUGAUCGCAGAGGACGACCAGAAGCAGGGUCAAGGAGCAGAGGCGGCCCACGUGAACAGUGUAACGGAGGCCAUUUUGGCGACUCAUGAGGAGGAAGAAGAGCCCGGCAGUAGAGAGGAGCUGGUUGAAGGGGAGGAUCCCGAGGAAGGGGUAGAAGAGCCCGAGUGGCCUGCGGCGCCGUAGGAAGUGGAGGAAGAGCCACAGUGAACGUGACUUCCAUCCUCUGUCAGGAUUAAGACAAGUUUUUCUCCUUUUUUUCUUAUCCUAUUUACUGAAUCCAUUUUUUUUCUUUUUUUUGCCAGCACAUCACUUUAGACACAACACUGUAGAUUGGGAAAUGUGUGCCUCAGAAUAAAAUAAAACAGGGUGGGAAAUUUUGUGCUUUACACGUUUUAUCUAAAUAUUUGAGUUCACCAAACAUUUUAAAGGAGCUUUCCGUCUUGCAAUACGAGAUUAUGCAUGUCCUUUGGAAUACAGACUCUUUUCUUACUGUCAAGAGAAGAGGCAGACUGGCUACACAGACCUCAACCGCGUGUGCUAACACGGGAUCGAUGAAAUUUGCUGCCAAUUUAUACAGGAUUAUUUUCUGAAUGCGUCCGUCGUCCCAGUUGUACUUGUGCUUCAAUUUCAGCAGGGGUUUUUGUGAGUGGAGGUCGCAAAUGGGCCAUGAUAUGUUGAUGGUGUCUAAAAGAAUUCAAAUCAAAUGAGGAACAUUGUUGUAACUGUCAUUCCUUCAACCUCGGCCGUCGUGAAUCACUCGCACAAUAAAUAUUUAUAAAUGUCAUUCUUUACAUUUUACGUACUGUGUAGCCAUUUAUGUUUUAAGUGCAGAUCAUUCAUCCUCAUAACACUCUGUAAACUUGUCUCCACGUGAACGAUUCCCCUUCCUGAAGACAUGAAUAACAUUCUCCUCGGCGUUGGGAAUUCUAUAAAGGAUCAAAAACGGGAAGUGUUUUUCUGGACAGAUUUGCACAGUCACGAGACACCAAACUAAGUGAAACAUUCUAAAUGCAUUUGUAAUAUCUUAAGGAAACGAGAAGUCCGUCAUCAAUCCAUGAGAUGAAAUUGAGAGGCUAUAAAGGUAAUAUUUCAUCGAUGGCCUUUUUUUUUCCUUUUCCAUUAUUUCUUUAUGGCUCCGAAAUCUGUAUUCUCUGUGUGUAAUCAAUUCCUCCAUAUGUGAACCUUUAACCCUCAGGAAACCUUCAACUGUUGAGAUUCAAAAAAAAAAAAAACUCUUCUAUUGACAGUAACAGUGUGCUGCGACAUUAUUGCAAGCUACUUUACAUGAUGUCCAUAAACACACAAUGAAGCACAGGAAGUAUGAAAUCAGGGAGCAAAGUUAAGAAUAACUAUACACAUCAUACCGGACGAGUCUGGAUUGAAAAAAAAAAUACUGUAGGUUCACUCUUCAGGAAAUCACAUCCCCGGCACAUUACUUCUGUGCACUCAACUCAAGAUAGGCCGAGCACCCGUUUGUACCCUCACACUGUUAAAAAAAAAAAAGGUACCGAAAUGGUCCCUUUGCCAGUUUGGACCAUUUCAGUCCCUUUACUAACCAAAAUAAUACAUACUUGUGCUCUGGGGAUCGGGUGUGAACACUGUAGUGUACAUCAUAAGAAGUUGUACCUUGAAAAAAAACAGAUCACAACAGUUCAAUUUUUCUGACAGUAUAUGAGUACAAUGCAAUUUCCAAUCACAAAUAAAAUUACAUUUAAAAAAUGAAUAUAUUUAGAAUAAAUUCAUCAGAAAUUAUACGGGCACUUAUGCAUACAACUCUGUAAAUGAAAAAUAAACAUGGUGACAAAACUGAUUUCAAGCUGAAAAUGUCCCACUUUGUCAGGUUGAGAAGGAAAACAAACUUGAAAAUUGAGUUAAAUCUGCGUCAUGAAGUAAAUGGUUAAAUGAUGAGAGAAAUUUAAUGUGUCGCUGCACGGAACUAUUAGCAAGACUUAAAUCUGGGAUCCCAUGUACGAUUGUUCCUUCACGUUCAUAUCGGCAGGCAUAUUGCUGCCUUCUUUCCAUUUCGAUGUAUGGGUGACUCCACUGCAAAGGAGGCUGCGGGAUUCGAGAAGGGAUUUGACUGCCUUGUGAAUGUAUAAUAUAUGGAACUAAGGAGAGUUCAUUUCGACGCUUACAUGUCCAAUGCUGUCCUGUUUUUGAUGCGGCUGUACGGCAAACCAGUGAACUUAGUAAAUGUUGGUAAGGUGAUGCAUUCAGUUACUUCCUCUGAGUUAACUCAGAUGAGAUAGUUGCUCUCCAAAGAUCCUGUGUGCAUACAGUAUUUCUCCUUGUGCUUCCACUUUGACCUAGAAACUGCUUUGUAGCCAUGUUCAGUGGCAACGAUUCGCGUUUUAACAUCUAUCACAUAUUUGUCACGUCGCAAAGACCAUUAAACUAAUUUGGGUUGGAGGACAGCACAUUUAAGUCAA